AUAUCUCACUCCUUCUCGAGUCGCGAGACUCUGCGUCUUAGACUGCUGCCAAUAAGCAUACCACCUCUUCGACGAGCUCCGCGGCCCGCGUAAGCAGACUUGAGCUGACUUCGACGUCGACUUCCUACGUACCAGUUCCUGCAUAUAUCAAAUCUGCAACCUUUUCCACAUUCUCUAUCUAUUCAGCCUCUGCAACAACCUAAAAAGCUUCACCAUAACAACGCCUUUCAACCCCUAUCUUUCGGUGCCCAUCAUAACGGACCGCCUCACUACAACUCAGGUCACUCUGGAUUGCCUUCUCCACCUCUACGAAGCCUCUACAUCAAGCGCACAGCAUCACAAACGCCACUAGUCGAUGAAUCGCCGCAGAACAAUCUUAGCUUCAAAGAAGAAAUGUGGCAGAAGAUUGCACCGGAGAUGGGUGUUCCGUGGCGCUCUGCUGUUCUAACUAAACGCUGCUGCCACGGCUGGACUAGAGGCUGCGUCUACUUCACUCUCAUCCUAAAACUCAGAGUCGGAAAGAUCCGAAGCACCGUGUAUAAGACUUUGAAUCUUUACUACUAGAGAACCGACCAGAUCGCACGAUUAAUACGGACGAGGAACAGCUGAAAAUCACAUUCACUGCUCUCGUGGAAAUUCUGUCUGGAGAACUUCGUUG
Messenger RNA from Pseudovirgaria hyperparasitica, 658 nucleotides. RefSeq lists its product as uncharacterized. The record is from RefSeq and is a predicted model, not a curated record. The transcript has 3 exons. Lineage: Eukaryota; Fungi; Ascomycota; Dothideomycetes; Acrospermales; Acrospermaceae. The coding region runs from base 394 to 564 and encodes 56 amino acids.